Messenger RNA from Fimicolochytrium jonesii, 4722 nucleotides. RefSeq lists its product as uncharacterized. The record is from RefSeq and is a predicted model, not a curated record. The coding region runs from base 183 to 4628 and encodes 1481 amino acids. Gene Ontology annotation, biological process: cyclic nucleotide biosynthetic process; intracellular signal transduction. The transcript is spliced from 4 exons. Gene Ontology annotation, cellular component: cytoplasm. Gene Ontology annotation, molecular function: adenylate cyclase activity. NCBI's taxonomy places the organism in Eukaryota, Fungi, Chytridiomycota, Chytridiomycetes, Spizellomycetales, Powellomycetaceae.
AGCUUGCGGAUAUAGACGGAACCGCGGAGAAAGCUGGGAAUGGAAAGUGGGAAGUUGCCGAGAAGAGGCUUCUGAGAAAGAGAGGUUACCGCCUAAGGCGAGGCAGCCUCCCGAACGACAUACCAUAAGAGUAGGCCCGUAAAGAAGAAUAUAGCGAUAGGCUGUAGAAACACUCAAUCGCAAUGGACGUGCGGGACGCCUUCGUGGCGAACAACGUCAGAUCCGUCGUCGAGAGAGGCGACCUGGUCAAUCAUUAUCCUUUUAUGGAGAGCUUCGAAAAUGGAGUAGUGCUCAUAAUAGACGUGUCAGGGUAUUCACAACUUGCGGCAUAUCUGCAACAACAAUAUGGCGACACUUCCGGAGCACGUAUCCAGACCCUGUUAAAUCCUCACUUUUCGGGCAUGAUCGACGCCGUCCAUAGACAUGCGGGAUCUGUCGUAAAGUUCGCUGGGGAUAGCUUGGUCGCAGUAUGGACAAGUUCGUCCAACGGCGCCAACGGUUCGAGAUUCCUCAGCAUAGAUGAGGACGGGAAUGAGACACAGUUCAACCCACAACCCCGCGAGUCGACAAUGGACAUGCAGAUGCGAGGGGUUUCGACAAGACCUAAAGGGUUCUGCGACUUGACCUCGGCGUUUCUCUGCGGACUCGACAUCUUAUUGAUGGUGGAUGUGCUGGGACGGAACAUGGAAGGCGACACCGCAUCGCCCGAACAGCAGAUACUGCAAGGGGUGACCGCCCAUAUGGGUCUUGGUACUGGAGUGACGAACCACGUACAUGUGGGAAAGCCCACAGAGUGCUGUGAAUACUUUGUGUCUGGGGCCUCUGUGCGGACGGCGUCUGUCAUGUUGGAGACCGCUCAGCAGAAUGAGCUCGCGGUGACGCUCGGCGCUUGGGAAAGGAUAAAGAGCGCUUUUGAGGGAUCCUGUCCCCUGGCUGCGGCAGCGGCAGGGACUCUGGAUAAGCUCGUGGACCCCGUCGUCGUAAACGGCGAACAUGUCAUCAUCAGAUCAAAGAUCUUUGCGUCUGACUAUCUGAGGCACCAGCUGACAUGGCUGUUCACAUUGUUCUCGAACGACGCAGUGCCGCUAAACUCACCUACCGCCGAAAUCAACCCUUUCCACACGAUCGUCGCUCCAUCCUCUCGACUGAACGACUACAUCGCAAAGACGAUUGUCCACCACCUGUCGUCCACCACCCUGCGCGAACUGGGAGAAACGAGCGAGCUGCGGAGUUGUGCGGUCACCUUUGUGCGGUUAUGCGGAGACGUAGCGGCACGCGCAACGAGCGAUGACGCCUCCUGCCUGUCUGUGCUGCAGGUGGCCAUGACAACCGUCCUGGAGGCGUUGACCCUAUUCGACGGCUGCCUCCGCCAAUACAACGUCGACGACAAAGGCCCUACCCUGCUCCUCGUCUGGGGCGUAGAACGCUACGCCCACGAGCAAUCCGAAGCCUCCUUCGCCCUGCACGCCGCGCUCCGCAUCGCCCGCAAACUCGAACAGACAUUCGGUCCAGGGUCCUUCUCCAUCGGCGUCGCGGCCGGCGUCGUCUUCUCUGGCUUCGUCCUGUGCGAAAAACGCAGCGACCACACCAUCCUCGGUGUGGCCGUCAACGACGCCGCGCGGCUCAUGUGCCACCCGCUCGCCAGCGAACAUGCCAUCCUGGUCUCUGAGGACGUGUACAAGGCAUGUAAGGACGAGUUCCUGUUCUCGCCCACCUCGCAUGUUGUGCAGAUCAAAGGCUCCAUCGAUCCCAAACGAACAUAUAUACCCAUACGGCCCCUCAAUGCGUCGGCGAGAUGGCGCCAGGGCGAUCGGUCGAAUCCGCCCAAAUUAAUUGGGAGGGAGAGGGAGAAGAUGAUCAUUAGGCAUGCAUUGGAGGAUUGGAAGAACGGGGAACCCACUACCUUGGUGAUAGAGGGGAAGACGGGCACGGGCAAGACGCUACUGGGUGAUUACACGAUCCAUGAAGCGUCGAAGGUACCCAACUCCCUCAUCAGUGUUGGCCGCUCCAGCGAGAGUCAGAAGUUUGUUCCCUUCCAUGCCCUCAGCGUCAUCCUGACCAGCCUCUUCACCGACAUGGACGUCGAGCUGCUGACCAAGAAAGCCGCCCAUCUGAAACGCAAGGCGGGGCGGUUCGACGAAGCUGACCGGAUUGAGCAGUGGAGCGGGGUCAAGUACUCGACCGCGGGGAGGAGGUCACGGAGUGUUAGUAUGAGCGGUCUGGCGACGAGUCUCAGCGGUCUGGAGGCGCUCCAGUUUGAGACCACCUUGGCGAAACUCGACUCGCUCAACAAUUGGUACGACGCGGGCGCAGAAGCGAAGACCACACAGUCUUUGUCCCGGCCCAAGGUGGCUACCGCCGACAAGUUCCCGCCCAAACGCCGAAAGACAUUCGGGGCGCAGUUCCUACCACCCAAACCCAUGGACUUGAAUUCAAGCCGAACGGAUCUUUUAUCACCAACAUGGGAGCCUCACAGGUCCGCAGACGACGAAGACGGGUCCGACGAAGAAGGCGGCGAGUCCGACGGCAUGACAGCCGCCUCAGGCAGCACGCGAGUCGACUCCCUCCACUCCCGCACCCCCGCGCUGCAAUCCUCCACCUCCUACCCUGCAAUCAACGCCCACACGCAAACGAGCGCGCUGUCUUGCCACCCGUCCUGCCCGCGCCGCAACAAGAUGCAGAGGGAUAUGAGCGCUAACACGGGCGAUGAAUUUGGCGCGGUGCAUAUGCCGGAGUGCUUCAAUGCGAAGAAUACGUCUUUGUUGGGUUAUAUGAAUCGGUUGACUAUCAAGGUGCAGAUUAUAUUGAGGCUGUUGGAGAUUGAGGAGCCGUUGCAAUACCUGUUGAAUGAUGUGAUACCCACCAAUUUCGAAACAACACGAGGCUACAACAUCGUCUUCUCGCAAGAGCGGACGAGCCACCUGAUCGCCUUUGUAGUCCGGAUACUCAACACGCUCACCGAACGGUUCGAGAUCCCCAUCAUCCUGAUGCUAGAUCACGCCCAAUGGACCGACUCGAUCGGGUGCCAGCUGUUCAGCGACAUUUCACGGCAAUGCAAGCGCGUGCUGUGUUGCUGGCUGACGCGGCCCGUCGGGGAGUACAUGUCUGAUCUUCCUCGGAAGCUUUUGGAGCGGAUUAUGGAGGGUGAUGUGGAGAGGGUUGCGACUUCGGGAGCGAGUAGUGAUUCGGACGAUGCGUCGUUGGCGACCGUCGUGGCGGACUUGAAGGAGGUUGUGCCGCCUGCGACGGUGAUUUCGCUGCAUGGGCUGGAUAUCGCCGCGUCGGAGGAAAUGAUCAUGGAGAUCGUCCGUGGGAAAUUUCCAAAUGCUACUGCCCCCGAUGCCGGGUUAGUCUGCGAGAUCUACCGCCGCACGGGCGGGAACCCAGUCAUGAUUCAGAUGUUGUCGUCGAGCAUGCUGCAGCGGCUAGACGGACAGGUUCUCGACGGCGUGCUGCAGUUCUCCCGCUCGUCGUCGGCCGCAUCGACGCAGUUCGAUGACGUGCUGCCCGCCGACGCCGCCACGGCCGUGCUGUCGAAACUGGAUCGCACGAGCCCCGCCAUGCGACACGUGUUACUCGUUAUGAGUGCCGCGGGGCAGUACACGCAGCUGCACACCCUCGCGGCCGCAUUGAUCCGCAACCCCAUCAAAGAGUUUGCAAAUUUCCACCUGGAGACCAUCGAGGGGCAACAACGGCUGCUUGACUUCCUGCAGGAGAACGACCGUUUCGGGUUCCUGAAAUACACGUUCGAGCGGGACCCCGACGCAGCUCACCUCCUCGAACUCGACGCCGUCGAAUGCGCCAACGUGCCCCCACCCCCCACAGCCCUCUACUGCUCCGAGCUCUACUUCCACCACUACCUCGUUUACCAAUCCAUCUACCGCUGCCUCAUCCCCUCCCGCCGCGCAACGCUGCACGCCUCCUACGCCGCCCACUACGCACACUACAUGGACUCCUCCAAUAUCUCCAACGAACGCGGCCAGCGCGACGCGAUGCUCUACGUCAUCAACCUCCACCUCGACCGCUGCCGCGCACUCGUCCCCAGCACCACCCUGAUCCGAUUCGCACAUGAAGCCUACAAAUCCUCCGUCUCCCGCGCUAUCGUCGCAGAGGCCCUCAUCGCCUACCAGCGCCUCGAGGACCUGAUGGCGACCUACCCCGACGCUGCGCAACGGGUGCUGAGCCUGUACGACCGCGUGCGCGUGUGCAGAUUGAUGUGCGAUAUGUGGAUCGCUGCGGUGGAUUAUUCGCAGGCGUGGGAGUAUUUUGUGAAGGGCGUGCGGUAUCUCGGGCAGGAGGUGCCUGAGGUGAGGACGGGCAAAUGGUGGCGUUUGGUACUUAGGCAGGUUGUGAAGCAUUUUUUGGUGAGGGUUGUGAAGAGGCAUGAUGUUGUUGAGCGCUGGGUUUUGAGGGAUUUGAGCAAAAAAUUCCCCAUUGUGAAACACGACAUGUCGAUGGUCCGGCAAUGCGCCAUUGAGCUCAUGGACCUCUUUGACAGCGCGCUGCAUAUCGCCGUCCAUCAGAAUAGCUCAGACUGCUAUUUCGCCCUAUUGUUAAUCAAUACAAGUAAGUUCCUCACCGCGGCGCGUGCUUCGAAGUUUGCCAAUUUUCUUCUAACGCGGGCUUGAAUUCCAAGACGUCUCGGAAUGCCUCCGCAGCGUGCACCCCGACCGCGCCCGAACCGCCUACAUGCGCAUGGGCAUGGGCCUCCAACAACUCGGC